AAAAGAAAAACUGUGUCUUCUUCAAAUGGGACUGGAAAAAAAACAUAAGAAGAAGAAAAAACUCAAGUGUAGGUUUAGGCUUUAUGUUGAAUCUAGGGUUUUCAGUGACUCCUAGAAGAUCUAGGUCCACCACUACGUUGCUAUCAAUGAGGAAACAGUAGGCCUAAUCUUCAGUUCUAGAAUUCUGUUGCUACACAGACACACAAUUUCAUGGCCUAAGGCUUCAGGAUAAGAACUGGGAGUCUGUACCUUGAGUAUUCGCGCUAUGUUGCCAGAAAGCAAGACAAGACGUGGAUAAGCAAGUAAAGAGGAAAAAGAGAGAGGAAAAAGAGAUCAAUUACCUGGCUUUGUGCCCUUGUGCUCUGCUCUGCCCUGCCAAUUAAUGGUGUUGGGAUCAAGGUCCAGCUGCCGAGCAGUCAGGAGAUAUCACCAUGUGGAAGAGUUUUCUUCAGGAAUUUCAAGCACUGGAGUUCCCUUCAGCGAUUUUUGCACGGACACAGUGGAUGCUUGUAAAGUGUGAGAUCUAGAAGCUGAGCUGAAACAUUGCAUAUCUUUGAGGCAGAAAAAAUAGGCUGAUAGGCUCCAAUUCUAUCAUGAACUCCUUCCGUGGAUGAUGAGGCAAGGGCAAGAAACCACACGACCAAAGAUGACAAAUGGAUCAUCGGAUCUGUUCUCUAUACCUGACGAUGAAUUCACUGAGUUGGUAUGGGAGAAUGGACAAAUUUUGAUGCAGAACCAGUCCAAUAAAGGUAGGAAGAGCUCUUGUGUAAGUAGUGGCUUCUCCCCCCGGUAUGGUACGGUACAAGAAAAGGAGAGCAGGGAAAAAGUUGGUAGUGGGCAUCCACCUUCAAGGCAUUCUGCCAACAAUGGAGCGAAUGCUCAGGAUGAUGAUGUUGUGUCAUGGAUCAGUUAUCCGAUCGAGGAAAUUUUGCCAAGUGAGACUCUCCAGAAUGAUUAUUGCGCUGAGUUCUUGAAUGAGUUCUCGGCAUUUGAUGUGAAUCCUCUUUCAACGCACAGGAGUAAUGUUGCUGGAACCGGUCGAACAGCCGGGUUAGGGCAAGAAGUUAGAAGCUCAAACAAUGUGGAACAUGGCCAUGUUGCUAAACCGCCUAAUUGGAGUAGUUUGGGCUCAAGCAGAAUCAGGGCCAGCCAUCUACAGCAAUGUCCAGCGUCAGCUCUUAAUUCAAAGUUGACAGUAGUUGACAUCAGAAGUAGUGAUGAUAAUGUAGCUCAAGAACCACAAUGCCAGGAUGUGAUGGACAGAAAGUUUCAGAAUCAGGAACUAGCAAGUUGCAAGCAGAUGCAACAACAAGGCGGUAUGGGAACUCUGAUGAACUUCUCACAUUUCAUAAGACCUGCCGCACUUGCCAAGGUUGGCCUCCAUAAUGCUACUGGACUGCAAAGCAUUGAGAAAGCGUUAACUCCAAGCAGAAAUCCUGUCACCUUGACACUUGUUGAGAGAACUAGAGGUAGUAAGGAGGCUAAUAAGGUACCAGGGCAAUCAGGCUCAGGUCCACACAGGUUGGAAUUCGGAUCAACCAUGAAGACUCUUCAAGGCAGAAACUCUGUUGAAUUUUCCAAUAAAAUUAGCACGGGAGAUGCUCUGAGGAACAAUACUGAGAAGCACACUAAAUUGCUAGAUGAUCUUCCAAGUUCGAGCUUUGCAGCCAGUGUGGCCUUGUGUAGGCAUGACAUCAGAAAAGAUCCUGAAGCAGUAAUACCAUCUUCAUCUGUGUGUUCAGAGAAUAUCACUGGAGCUGCAUCUAAUGAACCAAACCAUGGCAAGAAGAGAAAAGAAUAUGAUGCAGAAGAUUCUGAUUACCUCAGCCACAGCGAAGAUCUCCAAGAUGAGUCCAUCAAUAUAAGAAAACCGCCAAGUGGACGUGAUGCAAGAACAAAGAGAAGUCGGACUGCAGAAGUUCAUAACUUGUCAGAAAGACGGAGAAGGAACAGGAUUAAUGAGAAAAUGCGUGCACUGCAAGAGCUUAUCCCCAACUGUAACAAGGUGGACAAAGCUUCAAUGCUUGAAGAGGCCAUUGAGUAUCUUAAAACACUUCAGAUGCAAGUUCAGCAAUUCUGUCAUACAAAACAGAUCAUGUCCAUGGGAAGCAGGCUGUACCUGCCACCCCCUAUGAUGUUUCCACCAGCAAUGCAGCACAUGCGUGGACCAAUGGCCGCUCAUUUCCCUCCAAUAGGUGUUGGAAUGGGGUCAGGCAUGGGAUUAGCCCCAGGUUGUCCCAUGAUUCCAAUUUCACCUAUGCAUGCAUCACAAUUUCUUUGCACUUCAAGUUCAGGGAUACCUGGCUUGAAUGGAGUACCAGGACCUGUAAAUCCUUCGAUAUUUGGAAUACAAGGUCAGGGAUUUCCAGUUUUGAUGCCCAGACCACAGCAGUUCGGUACAUUGGCAGGGUUUUCUUUGAAUACAAAUGCCGAGCCUGAGGUACAUACAGACAAUGCUGUUGGAGUUGCUAGUGACCAGCAAAAGCAGAAGAACUUGAAUGUAGAACCAAGCACAAGUACAGAUGAAACACAUAUGCAGCGACAAAACACCACAUGUCUAUGUAAGUAGAUAGAUGGAGUAUUCAGAUUAUGGUAGAAGAAGUGGUUAACAGGUUCCAGUCAUUAAUCAUUAACAAUGGACACUACUUGUGAAUCUCACAUGGGCACCCAUGGAAAAGAUGGUGCAUAAAAUUUGCCAGACCUAGUUCUCGAACAAGGUUUGGCAUUGCAGCUCUGGCAAAUGUAGCUUGCUUGCUAGUGAAGCAUCACCUAUAAUUAUGAACCCAACCAAACAAGUUUUCUUCUUUUUGGGGGGUUGAUUUGUUAUGUAAUUGUCUAAGAGAUGUGUUAUCAUUGCUGCCAUCUAGUUUUCUUCCCUAGCAAUACAUCCUCGCUUAUUUUUUGUUGUUGUAUGCUUGUUUUUGUGGGUAAUAGAUGAACUUGUUAGUUUAUAUGCCAAAUGGAUAAUGUGAUGAA
This is a messenger RNA of Zingiber officinale, 2976 nucleotides long. RefSeq names its product transcription factor PIF3-like. Gene Ontology annotation, molecular function: DNA-binding transcription factor activity; protein dimerization activity. Bases 611 to 2569 code for a protein of 652 amino acids. The transcript has 9 exons. Lineage: Eukaryota; Viridiplantae; Streptophyta; Magnoliopsida; Zingiberales; Zingiberaceae. The record is from RefSeq and is a predicted model, not a curated record. Gene Ontology annotation, biological process: regulation of DNA-templated transcription.